UUCGUAGCAUCCACCAUCUUGGACACGACAAAGUAGUGUAGGUUUCACUCUGUAUUUCGUGUUUUGGCUCCAGCAAUUCAAACAUGAGUCGCAAACAAACUCCAAGUGAGUUCCUAAAGCAAAUCAUAGGCCGUCCUGUUGUGGUGAAGCUCAAUAAUGGCGUUGAUUACCGAGGUAAACGAGAUUUGUUUUUAAUCGCACAUUGAAGUGUUUUAUGAUGCAUGUGUAGCAUCUAGAAUAACAGCGUUCAAAUUCAGAAAAAAAUUAACGUUUUUGUGAUAUUUUAUAAUAUCUCACAUAUAUCGAAGUUAUCCUUAUUACUCAUCCCGUACACUCUCAACAGCUUGUGGCUCACUUUUUUGCAUCUGGCCUGUUCUAUUUAAUUUCAGGAUGUAAAUUAAUUAUAAAAACCCUCUAAUGAAUUAAAAAACAAAACAAAACAAAAAGAGAGAAAAAAAAGUAAGGCCAGCUACAAUUAUCACUGUUUGCUUGAUGUCUAAUAUUGUCAAUUUCAACAGUUUUCUUAUUUCAGUAUCACUCUUAGGUUCAAUUCUUUUGAGAAUUAAUUAAAUUCUUUCUGAAAGAUUCAUGCCUCUUCAGAGAAGAAUUUGUAAGUUCAGAUUCUUUGUUCUCAGAGAAGAACUGUGAUUGUUAGGAGAAGAAAUCAGUUUCUGGAGGAAAGAACUGUGGUCCACCCUCUAAGGUUAAGGUUAUGUAAGGAAUUCCUAUGAAAAGAAAAUCAUUUAUUUCAGAUUUUAGUUGGAAGAGUCCUGGAUUUUUUUUUUCAAAAGAAAACAAAAUGCUUUUGACAAGAACCAGGCAUUAAGGUAUUCUUCUGAAAAGAAACAUUGCUUACCUUGAAAGAUGUAUUAUUUGAUUCAUUACAGCAGAAUCUCACAUUUCACAAGUUUAUCAGAAGAAUUACUCUUCUUCUCUGAAGACCCAAUAUUUGUUUGGAAGAUCAUCAUUUUGUGAUUCUUCUUUAGGGAAUAUCUCCCCUUCACUCAAGAAAGGGUAUUUGUCUUUUGAAAUAAUAGUAAAGAUCUUUAUUCUUCUCCAGAGGUUGACCUUGCUUUCAUUGGUAAAUACUCAAAUACAAAAUGAUUUUUGUUGGAAAAAUCUUUGUGCUCCUCUAAAGACUGAUCAUUCUGUUGAGUAGAUUUAUCUCAAAUGGGUUUUUUUAAUCAAUAAAACAAUUGCUUUUUUUUCACCUAGCAGAUUAAAUAUUAGAAAUAAUUAAACAUCUUUGUGUUGUAAUAAAUUUAUCAUGAGCUAAAUAGGACAGAGCUGAGUAAAGCCUCUGCCUGUCACAACACUUGUGAUGCCUGAACAACCAUUUUGGUAAAAACAAGAGAGUGGUAAUUUUUAAGACAAGCAACUUUAUGUUGAUGAGUAUUUUUGAAGCGCACAUAUUUCCCUAGAAGUAGCAAAACCUAAAAAAAUAUAUCUUUGUGAUCAAACUAUAACAUUUUUGGGCAGAAUUACAACAAAUAUUCUAAGAUUAAGCCAUGGUGUUUCUCAGAUAAUUUGUGGCUCUUUAAAAGGACAUUCUAUGGUUAUACUUUUUUCCUCAUGGCAAGACCUUAGUGCAGUCUAAUAUGAAGUUUAUGUAUGGACCUAAAAUUCACCCACUCACUCACAUAUUCACCUACCCCAUUCUAAUCUUUUAGACUUUUAAUUUUUUUUUAUUAAAAGUAGGAUUUAACCAUUAUAUCCCCUGCUUCCCCUUUUGGGUUCUCUGCUGUCCCCAAAGUUGGGCUAUUGUAUAUUCUGUUCAAAUAUGUGGGGGGUGGGACAAAGGCCAAAAUUUUUCCCAGAGUACAUCAAGUUGAACAUAAUUGAAAAUGGUGUCUUUCAUGUUGGGCCUUUGCUAAAAUGAUAAAGGUGUGUUUUCCUUCUUUUUGCUCCAUGCUUGAGCAAACUACACCUUUGUACAUAUACUAUAGACCUCACAAAUGAAGAGCAAACCUGGAGAAGAUUACUCAACUGAGAGAAAUAGGCUUUCAUAAGUAUCAAAAUUGACAAUGACAACAGUUGCAACAAUCUAUUUGUGAAAAAUAUUUUGUGUAUAGCAGAAGCAAUUUAAACUCUUGUUUUCAGAUUGAUUUUUGCUUAUCUGCUUGGUUGUCAUUUGGCUAUAUUUCAAAAAUAUUUAGCAGCUGAUUUGAGCUUUUAUGGAUUUCAUUGGAUUUGACCAGUUUCUAUUUGUUACACAGUUACCUUGUAAGCUAUUUGUCCAGCUAUGUGAAUCUUAUGAGUCAGAUUUUUUGUGUGCUGUUGAAUUUGGUUACUUCCUUGUGCAAUAUUAAACAUGUCCAUCAUUCUCCCAUAUUUUUUUCCUGUUUGGCCAUCAAUUUAUUUGACUUUUAAAAAAGGUUGUGUUGAAGCCUCGCCAUUAGGAUAUUGUUAGGUAUAUUUCUACUGUUAGCACUGCAGCAAAAGCUUUUAAAGUUAGUAAUAAAAAGGUAGUUUAAGGGCAAGUCACAAAAUAUUGGAGAUGGCAAACGGCUAAAGUUCUCAUCACCCAGUUGAAUAAUUAAGACAUUCCAUGAGGUAGCUCCAAGGAGCCUUUGAUUGACAUAAUGUCUAUUGGUGUUUUUCACUGUCAUGCAAUUGAAAUCUAAAGUCAAAAGUACUGAAUGCCCAACUCCAAGAGAGCUAUUGUCGGUAGAAUAUAGAUAUACAACUUGCCCCAAGUUUCAGGAGUGUAGGGUCUUAUGUGUAACACAAACAUUUGUUGUCUUGUUUCACCACUAAAAUGAUUAAUAUUUAUCCACUGUGAACUCACAAAUGUUCAUCUAAACACAUUUGAUUAAAUGAUCAGAUAACAAAAUGUUACACUUUAAAAUCAUAUUUUUCAUACGAAGCAGCCUCUCAGGCAGCUAUUCCUACAUUGAAUAAAUAUGAAAUUUGAAUGGCUCUAUUUUCAAAACGGAGAACCCCACAUUGCUGAAACUGCUUUCUAAAAGGUUAAUGUUUAGCAGAAAUUUUGUAAAACUGCAGCAAUAGCCCCUGUCAUUUUGAAUUUUUGUUAUUAAUGUUACAUGAAAACCAAGGAUACUUGAUAUGUCUCAGUCUGGGCAGAAAAACUGCAAUUUUUCCAAAAUUUCACAAUUUUACUAUUAAUGAUAUAGUGUUGCUAUGGUUUCACAUCUGAGUUUGGAAAAGUCUUUGAUCUGCAUGAGUGGUUUUAUCUCUAUUGUUUAUAGUCAUACUUUAAUUUAAGGUUUUUAUGUUUGCAGAGAGGUACAUAACUAUUGCUAUCUGUGUUUUCUUGCAGGAGUGCUUGCCUGCCUUGAUGGUUACAUGAACAUUGCUCUAGAACAAACAGAGGAGUACGCUAACGGGCAGGUAAGGAAAAUUUCAUUUACAUAUGCAAGUUCUCAUAUUUAAGAUAAGUGUUACUGUAGUUCUUGAACUGUUUUAGUUCAUAUUUAAAAUGACAAAACUAAAAAAACUUCUACAAAUUUUUUAUAUAAUUAAACCAUUUGAGCAUGUUGUAGAUUUGAGGACUUGUAAUCCUUUUGACAAGGUGGCAUAUAAUAUUAUCCUUGAAUUUCAUCAUAUUUAUAGAAAUUGUAGCAUUAUUACCAAAUUAUCAAAAUGCCAAAACAUGAUAGGGAAAAAAAAUGUUCAUACAACAAUGACAUGUAGAGUAGAUGAAGAUAAUACCAUUGUGGGUGUGAUGGCCUAAUUGAAUUAACAUCGGUUUGCACCAUUGUAAAUCAGUAUUGUAAGGGACUUUCAAAAGCAGGAUCAAACAAAGUUAUUGGCAAUCUGAUGAUUUUAGGUAGGAGAGGAUAAGCUUUAGGACUUGAGCUGAUUUCACACUUGUUCUCCUGAAGGCUCCAUCACUUAAUUAAAAUUGUUAUCAAGCUGUUUUUCAAUGUUAAAUCCUAAGGGAACCCCUGUACCUUGUUCUUCUGCCCCAGCCCUCCCUCCUAGUUUCACAAUAGAACUUUCAAAACAUUACUGUCUAAAAUGAACUUUUAUCCUGUGGCUUGUGAGGCAUCCUUUCUUCAAUUGGACUUCCAAUAAGGAGGAAGGAUGAAUUCACUCAGAAGUAAUUAACAUGUAACUUGUCCUUAUAAUAUCAAUUUUGUUAUCUGGCAAAUGGAUAAUGAGAAUACUCAAAUUUUUCAAAGGUAGAAGAUGUUAUCUUGAUUUACACUGAAACACCAAAUUAUUGAUUGUAAACUAAUUUACCAUGAAAUAUGUGGUAGCUAGAGGGGAGAAUUAACAAUCUUGGGAGUUUAAGGGUGAAAAAAAAGGAAUUCUUUGACCACGAAGGAAAUGUUAGGUGUUCAAAAAUUUCUAUAGGUAAGUUGGUUAACAAACAUUGCAGGGUAACUGGAUUCUUUCUGGAGUCUAUUGCUUAGUUUCAACUGAUAUUUUGAUGUGCAGCAUGCCAAUUAAUUUGAUGUAUUCACUUAUUUUUCAGUUGAAAAACAAAUAUGGCGAUGCUUUUUUGAGAGGAAACAAUGGUAUGUAGCUGUCAGGAUCUUUUACCCCAUUCCCACCAAAGCUCAAACACGUUUAAAAGCUGUUUUAUCAAAGCAGGUCUGAAAUUUUGAUCCCGAUAGAAGCUGCAUAAACUGCUGUUUGUCAGCUUCAAAUUAAACAUAUUGAAAAUAAAAGGUUUAACUUGACUUCUUGAACCCUAUGGAAAAUUCAGUAAAUUUCUAGUACUCUGUUUCUGAUUUUCAUUCAGUUAAACAAGCUUUGCUGGUGUGAAUGGGGUAUAAGUCUGUUGAAAGGACACUCCUCAAUUUUGAAAGUAAAAAUUGACUGAGAGGGAGAAUGUAAUAGACCACUGAUUUUUUCAAAAGGAUACAACAACAACAGAAAGUAUUAACCCUUAAACUCCCAUGAGUGACCAAGACAGAAUUUCUCCUUACAGUAACAAUACAACAUCAGCCAGAUAAGUGAUGAGAGUGAAAAAAAAUAUUAAUUUGGGGAUAAUUAGUUGAUCCAGUACUAAAUUCUCUGAACUAACACUGUAAGAACUGUAUGGUUGACAGUAAGGAGAAUGACAAAUUUGAUCUGGGAGUUAAAGGGUUAAACUGGUGAAAUAAGUAUGUAAACAAUGGUAAAGUUUGGCUUAGCACUACUAUGUGUUUUGUUUUUUUGUAUCCAAUAUGAUUUCCCUUUUGUUCAUGUUCUACCACUCUUUAAGCAGCAAGAAUUUACAUUAAAACUCUUUAUUCAUGGUGUCCACCAUUUAACCCUUUCACUUGUAAGAUCUCAUUGGUAAUUCUCCUUAGUGACUGCUAUACAAUUAUUGUAAUGUCAGUUCAGAGAAUUUGGUAUUAAAUCAACUAAUGAUCCCCUAAUUGACAUUUUUCUUUAUUCUCAUUACUUCUCUGCUUGAUAUUGUGAUGAUGUUGUAAGGAGAAAUUCUACCGUGGUCACUCGUGGAGGUUAAAGGGUUAACCCUUUAAUUCCUAAGAUCUCAUUAAGAAUUCUCCUUACAGUCUGCCAAAUGAUUCUCAUUAUGUUAGUUUGGAGAAUUUGGUAUUGCAUCAAUUAGUAGUUCCAUAAUUGGUAUUUUUCUUUAUUCUCAUCACUUGUCUGCACAAUAUUGUAGAGAUAUAGUAGGGAGAUAUUCUUUCUUGAUCACGCACGGAUUUAAAGGGUUAAGUUAGGUACGUUACUGAUGUUCUGUAUUCCCUUUUCAGUGUUGUACAUCAGUACACAAAAGACAAGCCGAAGAUGACAAC
Molecule: messenger RNA, 5720 nt
Organism: Pocillopora meandrina
Lineage: Eukaryota; Metazoa; Cnidaria; Anthozoa; Scleractinia; Pocilloporidae
Source: the annotation of a GenBank genome assembly